GUACCGUACAUCGUGUUGCUAUGGCCUGAUAGCCGCUCUUCGCCUUGGCACAAGCACCCUAUAUAAGGCGAACAAACGUGUUUUGAGCUCGAUUGUAAUCCCUCCCCAUGCUCUUCACUUAUAUUCUUACUUCAGGGAUAUCGUGCAUUGUUGCCCUGGUUAUUGUUUCGGGUCUGACUCGCAGGCGUGUCUACCCUUUGCCUCUGCCGCCUGGCCCUUGUCCGUUGCCAUUUUUUGGUAAUGUGCUGCAAUUGGAUACUAAACGACCUUGGCUCACAUAUACUGCAUGGGGAAAAACAUUUGGAAAAAUCAUUCACUCUCGCAUAUUUGGGAUCGACUUUGUCAUCAUAAACUCCGAAAGCAUCGCGCGGGAGUUGCUGGACAGGCGUUCUGCGAAUUAUUCUACUCGUCCCGUUAUUCGCACCAACGAAUUAGCUGGACUGACUUUCAAUACUGUGCUCCUUCCAUAUGGAGAGACUUUACGCCAGCACCGCAAGAUCUUUCAUCAGGUCCUCAGGGCUGAUGUAGCAGUUUCAUACCACGAGAUGUACUCUCGCCUCGCAAGCGAACUAGUUAUCAAUCUCUUGGAUGCUACUAGUAACCCGCAAAAACACACUGAAACAUACGCAGCGUCCCUAAUCAUGGGUGUGACGUACGGAUACCUUGCUCGCGGACACGAAGACCUAUUCGUUUCCCGCGCACGCGAACUCUUUGAUAUUAGCAUACAUAUUUUUUCUCCCGAGAGGGCUGCUAUAUUCACAGCCUUUCCUUUUCUCGAAAAGUUGCCGUUUUGGUGUUUCGGUGGAUCACUUGCCCUGAUGGGACGCUGUAGAGAAUUAUCUCGACAGCUUCUGAACGAACCCUUUAACGAAGUGAGGGCACAGAUAGCAAAUGGCACUGCUGUACACUCAUUGGUCGCUGAUUUUCUCAGUCAAGCUCAUGACAACACUGACGAAGACACGAUGAAGGCUAUUGCGUUGACGGGAUACGUAGUUGGCAUAGACACCACUGCAUCCACAUUGAAGAUGUUUUUACUGGCCAUGGUGCUUUAUCCUGAUGUCCAAGCCCGGGCUCGUGCAGAAAUUGAUCAAGUUGUGAGGCAUGAUGAAAUGCCGUGCCUUGAUGACAGGGCGUCACUGCCCUACCUCGAUGCCAUUAUCUGCGAGGUCAUGAGAUGGUGUCCUGUCGCCCCCCUAGGAAUGCCACAUGCAACAUUAAAUGACGAUGUGUACGACGGGUACUUUAUACCAAAAGGUGCGAUAGUCAUGGUUAAUCAGUGGGCGCUGUCUCGGGAUGAAGACAUCUUUCCCGAUGCAUCGCGCUUCGAUCCUAGCCGCCAUCUAACCGUUGAGGGGAAGCUGAAGAAUCCUUUCGUCAACCAUUUUGCCUUUGGUCAUGGCAGGCGUACUUGUCCCGGUCGUUGGUUCGCAGAGAACAGUCUGUGGACUGCAGUUGCUGCCAUUUUGCCGUCUUGCGCAUUGAUCAUGCCAAAGACUCAAACGGAGACAGGAUUGAGGUGAAACCGGAGUUUACCACCGGCUUGGCGAUUCACCCUGAAGCAUUCCACUACUCGUUUGAAAGCGUGAACACAGCGAGAGAAAGACACCUCCGAGAGAUGAAUUAGGCUUCGUUUGUACUUGAGGUGGUUGGUUGUAUGAUAG
Molecule: messenger RNA, 1661 nt
Organism: Suillus bovinus
Lineage: Eukaryota; Fungi; Basidiomycota; Agaricomycetes; Boletales; Suillaceae
Product: cytochrome P450
Exons: 14
Coding region: 108-1520 (470 amino acids)
Molecular function (GO): heme binding; oxidoreductase activity, acting on paired donors, with incorporation or reduction of molecular oxygen; monooxygenase activity
Source: RefSeq, a predicted model, not a curated record